Messenger RNA from Bursaphelenchus xylophilus (pine wood nematode), 4265 nucleotides. NCBI's taxonomy places the organism in Eukaryota, Metazoa, Nematoda, Chromadorea, Rhabditida, Aphelenchoididae. The record is from the annotation of a GenBank genome assembly.
AUGUCAAGUGCGAUCUUAGAGGGUCUGAAUUCGGAUCCCUUCAAUUUGAACAUGACUCCUUUGUCGUUAGAAUCGAUGAGUAAUCAGAAAUUACUCCAGACAUUGAGUGAUGUCCUUGUUUGGAUCCAGGGUACUGAGAGUGUGGAUAUCCGAUCAGAAUCCCCCGAAGAGACGGCUAUAAGAAUAUUAAAUGCUCUACGAAUCCUGAAGUAUCCCCCACCGAGAGACGUCGAGCAAAUGUAGGUACCUCCCCGAGAAAGUAAUCAUCUUCUUCUAGGCAAGCAUGGAGACUUGAUAUCCUGGAGGGCCACAAACAAGCCAUAUAUCCAAUAUUAGAGUGGAUAUUUCAUGACAUUGACAGGCUUAAAGAGAGGGUUUACCUUGCCAAUUAUCUGACCCAGAUUGAUGUCCCAGUGGAAGAACAAUCACCAGAUGUUCAGCAAUUAAUGAAUCGAGUUCAGCAAAAAAUGGAAGAAUUUAAAGUAAGCAUGUUAGAGUGCUUCCUUAUUUAUUGCUUAGACGCUACACUCAAAAAUUGUGGAGAUCCGAACCGAUUUCUCUCAUGCCGAAGACAUCAGAGCGGAUCUGAAAGCCAUGUACGAAGAGAAAGAACAACUUCUAAAGUCGAUUGAAAGAAGCAAACAACGGAUCUCCCAUAGAAGUAAUCUCCUCAACGAAAUCUCACUGGCCAGUAGAUUCCGACAAGUCACCGAAAGCUAUAACGAUCUAGUUUUCCAACAAGAUGAGCAGAGAAAUGCGGUAAGCAGAAGGUGUAACAGAAUUUAUUCUUAGCUUAUCAACGCCGAACAACGAGCUCAGAGAUUGAGAAGAGUUCUGAACGAAGCAAUGAAGGAAAGAGAGAUCAUGGAUCCCACCAAACUGACACAAAAGUUCAAGGUAACCACAGCUCGGGUCGCGACAUAUCGGGUCAAUGAUACCGUUUAAUAUUUUCGCUUCGGGACUGGGAAAAAAGAAUUUUUGGUGAAUUUGAAAAAAUGUUUGAAAUGUUUUCGCUUCGGGACUUGGGAAAAGGAUUUUUUGAAGAAUUUGAACAAAUUUUUCAAAAGUUUCCGCUUUUAUUUGCAUACAAUGAUUACGACUAUCUUCUUACUCCACUCUCUGGCACUUCUGUGUUUAAAUCCCGUGCUUCCAGCUAAAAACAUAAACAAUGGAGAGGAUUUUCUUAUUUGCUCGUCGAAUAUAAAGCGACGAGCUUUAUAUUUUAUAUAAGCACUAUUUUGCUAAAAAAUUAUACCUCAAUUCUCAAAAAAAUCUUUUUUCCGAAGUACCGAAGAGAAAACAUUUCAAAAAUUUUUUCAAAUUCAGGCUGCCGUAAUUACCCUUGACAUUUUCAUUCCAAAUUUGUAAAAAAAGUAAUGCCUUGAAGAAUAACUAUAAUAACCGUCAUUUUUUUCUGCCCUUAUAAAAGUUUCGUAUAGCCAAAUACUUGAUAAUUUUUGGCGCUACGGCGUUUCGGGUCAGGGACAGCUCGGGUCGCGACAGUUCGGGUCAACGACAUUUCGAGUCAACGAUAGAUGUUCGCUUCGGGAUUGGGAAAAAUAAUUUUUGUGAAAAUUGAACAAAAUUUUAAAAUGUUAUCGCUUCGGGACAAGAAAAGAAAUUUUUUUUGUGGAGAGUCGAUCUGAAUGUUACAAUUUUAUUUUAUAGAGUAAGGUAAAAAUCUAAUUUUUGGAAUUUUUUAGAUAAAUAUUUGAUUUAGGGGUAAUUGAGAUUUAUUUUUUGCAUUUUUUUAUUUGUCACCCUGUAAUCUCAAAAUUUUGUUCAUUUUUUGAUUGUUACUUUUAUCUGAAGUAUUACUGUUAAAAGGUAAUUUUUCGAAAUUAUUCCGCUAUUCCGGAAGUGUCCGAAUUCCGGAAAUGUCGCGGCGCCAUCUGCGGAACUUCUUCCCUCCUGCAGUAAUCCUGAUAAACUUUUUUAGCAAGAAAUUGACGUGAAUAGAUAUUUGGUCGAUGAGAAACUCAAAACGGACAAAGAACAUCUAAAACAUGGCAUCGAAUUAGUAAAUAAGAUCCUCUCGACUGCCAAUGUUAACCAGGACGACAUAAAAAAUAUGACCAAGCAGGUAUUUCUGAGCUGGGUAUUUCAUAAAAUUAUGCUAGAUCGAUGACUUAAAUCAAGAAAUCAAAGAAUUGAUGUUGGAACGAGACAAAAAUGAUCAGGAUGAGGAGGAUAAAUUGAGUAUUUAUCGCCACCAAAGUGCUGGAGUUCUGAGGAAGAAAGCGGCAGUAGCUGAUGAACUAAAUUCAUUACGGUAGGAUUAAACAUAACAUACAGAAAUUAUGUAUAAUUAAGACAAGAACUGUCAUACCUUGAGGAUGCUGUUUCACAGAAGAAGACCGAGAUAAUGCAAAAAACUGGGAAUGAAGAGUUUAUUACGUCUGUUCAGGUAACCUGUAUGAAUAAUAUAAAUGAUCACAUUUCAGUUCAAAAAAUAUGUAAACAAGAUGAGAACGAAAAGCAACACUUACAAGAAAAAGAAAUUGGAAUUGGAUACAUUGACAAGCGAAAUGAACAUCUUAAGCAGAACAGUGGACAUCUUGGAUAAAAAUUGGGAAGAUCUUAAGGAGCAACUGGUAUGUUAUACUACUCCAGCGAUAUUAAGUUAAAGGUCUCUGCCGGGAGAGGGGUGAUUGAGAAUGAAGAUGUUAGAUUGGGGACCGCAGAAAGACCAAAGACGGCCAAGCCUCAUAACACAAACUUGGUUGAACUGAAGAAUAUGGUUAAAGAAUUAAGCGAUGAGGUAGUCACCAAAAGAAAUGAGAUCGAUCAGUUGGCCGGACAAGUCCAAGAGACCUCGCAUAAAAGAAGAGUAAGCGGGAAUACUAAUAAUUGUUUGUUAUAACUAUAUACAGGGUGGGCUACUCGAAACUACCAACCUUAUUUCGCAACCAGGUUUUUUAAAAAAUUGCAAUGAUUUUCUAUUGAGUUUCUCGGACUUGGAAAAUAUUCGGGUCUUGGCUAAACGAAGCUCUUAUAAGUAGCAGAAAAAAGUGACGACAGUCAAUGGAAUAGUCGCGAUUAUCCCUCAGGGCAUUGCUUUUGUUUUCUGGGGUAACAGGCUUAAUUAACCGAAAUCUUUAAAAAUGCGAACAGAUGGGCAAGACGGUCUACAUGCAUGAAGACAUCCACCCCGAAGAUACAUUGCAAGUUUUUAGGCCCAGUUUGGUCGAGAAAACAGCUUUCUUUCUGAUUCGUCCAACUUGGUACUUCGCUUAAUUGAAAUAUGCCUUUAGCGCGCACUUGAUACGGCCGUAAAGAUUUUUUUUAUUCUUUUUCAUCGAGUUUGGCGACUUUUUUCUAUCAGUUUGUCGGGAAAAUAACGGCGGAACGUCGCGCCUUGGAAUCGCCCAUCAUCGCUCUGCGACCGAUAGCCGCGGCUGGGGAUUUGGUGCGCGAUAGCGGCGAGGCGAGACAUUUGCUGCGACAAUCCGCCGUUAUUUUCCCGACAGACUGAUAGAUGGAAAUCCAAAAAUUUUCAAUGUCCGAGAAACUCAAUUGAAAAUCAUUGCAAAAAUUUUCGAACAAUAAGUUUCACCAGUUUUGGGCUCUAAAAUUUGGAAUGAAAAUGUCAAAGGUCAGCACGGGUGCCUCCGUCAACGUAGACAUAUCCUACUUUGUGGACAUAAAUGGGGCAUCUCAGCUUCAAUUUGAUAAAGACUUAUAGAAAUUGGUGCAUUAUUGGCCGAAAAAGACGUAAAGUAAGGUUGCUAGUUUCGAGUGGCCUACCCUGUACGAUUUCAGAACGAAAAUGAAAGCAUUUUGGAAAAAAAGAAAAGGAUAAAGGAUUUCAAAGAAAAUAUUGAGAAUCAGAAAAACGACUUAAAUAAGGUGAGAUUUAAAAGUUUGUAGUACUGUAUAUCAAUUCAGGAGAUUAGAGCCCUCAAAAAGAAUUUAACAGAAAUUGAAUUAAAGAAGGACAGGUUGUCCAGAGACAUUCAGAGAUACACCUGGUUCCAAGGAAUUGUCAACAAACCGAAUGCAGAGAGAGAACUGAUGAACACUUUCGACAAACAGAAGCAUGAAGCAUUGGUAGAAGUCGAAAGGAUCAAUACAAGUCUUAAGAAUUUUGGAUCACUUUCGGAUCCAGCAGAACAAAUCGUCAUGUGGAAGUCACUCAUACAGCUGUACACUUUGAAAUUGGAAUUACUGAAAAACAAGUAAGAUGGUGUCACGCAUCUUGGUCAUCCCUUUACAGAAAGGGAAGCGAGUUACCCCUUGGAGAUACACAACCGGAGCUACUGUAA